AUGACCUUCAGUUCAUACUUAUGUUCUCCUUACGGAUCAUUGAGUCAAUUUGUUUCAAUCUGUUCGACUCGACUCACCAGGGGGAGCGCAAUGCAUUUCCUGUCCACACUCUACCGAAGUGCGCAUCAGAUCGCCCCUCUCUCUCUCUCUCUCUCUCUCUCUCUCGCUACCAACUUUUCAAAUACUAUUGUAACAGUACACCCGACGUCUUAUACGCCUGUUUUUCCUUUAAUGAUUCACUUUGUCUGUAGAGGAGAUAUGGAAAUGAACUAAUUUAACUGUCCAGUGCGCGCUCGCACCUUUGUGCGUUACCCAGUCAAGAAAGGGUAUCGAUCGAUAAAAACGGGAGACAAGCAUACACAAUGAGGACAUCAAUGCUUUUCGUCUUAAUCUUAAUGAUGUGGCAGUGUGAUUGUCUGCGUUUUGUAUGUCCGGAGAUGUGCCGGUGCGCCAUCAAGACCAUCAGCUGCAACAGCGCGACUGAAGCCACGGCACAGAAACAGCGCGGCGCAUUCGGCAGACUUGUUCUGAACUAUUUCCACUUAAGGACAAUUCCCAGUUUCAGCUUCGAUGGACUGCGAGGUGUCAAAAGAAUAGAAAUUGCUCAAAGUGUCACACUCGAAACCAUAGAGACCCAGGCCUUCAACAACCUUCUCAACCUCUCAGAAAUAUCAAUCCAAAACACACGGAGCCUGGUCCAUAUCCACCAGCGGGCCUUCAACAAUCUACCCAAGCUGAGAUACCUAAGCAUCUCCAACACCGGGAUAGUUGUGUUUCCCGACUUGACAGCCAUCGGAUCUCUUGAAGCCAAUUUCAUACUAGAUAUCUGUGACAACCUACACUUGCAGUCAAUCCCACCAAAUGCCUUCAUUGGAAUGACAGCUGAAGACAUAACAAUGAAUCUGUAUAACAAUGGCUUCAGGGAAAUACACAAACAUGCCUUCAAUGGCACAAAAAUAGAUAAACUAACCUUAAAGAACAACCGAAAGCUGCAAAUAAUCCACAGGGACGCUUUUAUGGGAGCUUUGGGCCCAUCUGUAUUAGAUGUUUCCUCCACUGCUCUGGAGACAUUGCCGUCUCAUGGCCUGCAGUCUGUGCUGAUGCUGGUGGCUCGCUCAGCGUUUUUGCUAAAGAGAUUGCCGCCUCUAAACAGUUUGGAGAGCUUAAGAGAGGCUCGUCUCACCUACCCGAGCCACUGCUGUGCUCUACUCACCUGGGACACUCACAGGGAGUCUCCAUCUUCAGCACAGAGGAAUGGAUCUUCAUAUUGUGAACACCAUAGUCCGUUAGAUAAGGGCUCUGGAAAAGAGGUUUUCUAUUCUGACAUGCUGGAUCCACUAUCUGAAGCCAGCUUUGGCAAUGUGGACUUUGAGUACCUGGACUUCUGUCAAAUCAGACCAGCCCUCCAGUGCAGCCCUGAGGCAGAUGCCUUCAACCCCUGUGAGGAUAUUGCUGGGUUUGGGUUCCUCCGUGUGGCUAUCUGGUUCAUCAACAUCCUGGCUAUUGCUGGCAACCUGACUGUGCUUCUUGUGUUAUUCGCCAGCCGCUGCAAACUCACUGUGCCACGCUUCCUCAUGUGUCACCUGGCCUUCGCCGACUUCUGCAUUGGUGUUUACCUUCUCAUGAUUGCCAUUGUGGACCUGAGGACACGCGGCCAUUAUAGCCAGCAUGCCAUUGAAUGGCAGACAGGAGUGGGCUGCAACAUUGCAGGCUUUCUAUCUGUCUUUGGUGGAGAACUGUCCAUCUACACACUGUCUACGAUCACCAUAGAACGUUGGUAUACCAUCACCCAUGCCAUGCAGCUAGAGCGUCGACUUGCUCUGCCCCAAGCUGCUGUAAUAAUGGUUGCUGGCUGGCUGCUAUGCCUGGGCAUGGCACUACUUCCACUCGUGGGCAUAAGUAGUUACAGCAAGGUCAGCAUGUGUCUGCCCAUGGACAUUGAAACACCUCUGGCCCAGGCUUAUGUCAUUCUUCUGCUGCUUUUCAAUGUGGGGGCUUUUGUGGUGAUUUGUGGUUGUUAUGUGCGGAUCUACGUGAUUGUGCGGCACCCUGAAGUGCCUGGCCGUGCUGCUGAUGCCAAAAUCGCCAAGCGCAUGGCCGUGCUCAUCUUCACCGACUUUCUUUGCAUGGCGCCAAUCUCUUUCUUUGCCAUCUCAGCUGCCUUUAAGGUGCCUCUCAUCACAGUCACCAACUCCAAGAUCCUGCUGGUGCUGUUCUAUCCUAUCAACUCCUGUGCCAACCCUUUCCUCUAUGCCAUCUUCACCAAGGCCUUCAGGAAAGAUUCAUUCAUUCUGCUAAGCUCCAUGGGCUGCUGCGAGAGCAAAGCCAACAUGUACCGUAUGAAGACCUACUGCUCAGAGAACACUGCAAAAAUGAUGAGUUCCUCAGUCGGCAAGAGCCUUCAUACUGCCAAGUGGUUGUCCACCUAUCCUCAACAAAAGUGCCAGCUGCAGAUAGAGGGGUUACAGAAAGACAGCUGUGGAGAACAUCUCACAUAACACAUUCCGACUGCUUGUCUAAGAGUUCUCAUCUUUUUUCAUCACUGUGCAAUGUUGUAUGGUGUAUUAUGUUAACCGUGUCCCUUCAGAUUAUUUUAAAAUUUGAUUCUGACUCAGGUAGGAGAAGGGCUCUUUCAGAGGGAAUUUGUCAAUGUUAUUUUAUCUCACAUAAAGAGGUUUUUCUGAAAUAUAAUGUUUUGUCCCAUGAGAAACAGGUUUGUGAUUCUGAGUUUAUUCAUACCCUUGACAGAGGAGUAGACAAUACGGGCUGAUAGACUUGGACACCCUGGAUUGGGGCUAUAGGGUAAAGAAAAAUGAAGAAACUGAUUGUCCUCAUAUGUCACAUCACAAUUCGUCCUUUCCAUCCAUUUGACACUUUUUACCUGUGAAGUGACAGGUAAUCACUGCCUAGUUCUCAGCCAUAAGUAGGAACAUCACAGACUGGACUCAGAGCACCCUGAAUAGGUCCUUUCCCUUCAUCCUUAAUCCAGUAUGUCUUUUAUAAGUUUGUAAUUGUUAUUUUUGUCAAACAAAUUAGGUUUUGUAUCAUUUUGAUUGUUUUUACUGUGAUGUUGUCUACAUCUCAAGGAUCUUGUCGUAUUUCUGAGAGGUCAGCAUAGCCUACAUCGGUCAUCACAGAGGUCAGAGGGCAAUGACUGUGUGUUCUGCCUCUAACCUUGUUUUAUGAACAUAAUAUAACACGUCAGACAGCCUUACUAUUCAAACACGGUGAGUGUAUGUUUAAUAGUGUGCACGGUGGCUUAGUCAUUAGCAUGUUCGUCUCACACCUCCAGGGUUGGGGGUUCGAUUUCCGCGAUGGCCCUGUGUGUGCGGAGUUUGCACGUUCUCCCCGUGCUGCGGGGUUACUCCGGUUUCCUCCCCCAGUCUAAAGACAUGCAUGGUAGGCUGACUGGCAUGCCCAAAGUGUCCAAAUGUGUAUCUGAGUGUGCCCUGCAAUGGACUGGCACCCCGUCCAGGGUGUACCCCAUGCUCCUUGGGACAGGCUCCAGGUUCCCCGUGACCCAGUAGGAUAAGCAGUAUAGAAAAUCGAUGGAUGUAAGGAGGGAUGGAUGGAUGUGGACAAUAAAUAAACUCCAGAUUUUGUAAAGUACAAUUCAGUUCAGUACUUCAGUCUGUACUCUGGCCAGCAACCAAAACACAGGCCGAGCUGAUCCAUCUGGUAAUCUCUUAAGUUAUUUUUCACUUUUUUUAUUGCUUGUCUAAAAUGAUAAAUGAACCUUUGAGAUUUCCUUGCCUUGCUGUUGUGUUAUUUUCUUAAAAAUAACUUGUUCAUAAAGUAGCAUUAGUAGCACUUACCAGGUGGCAAGAAAGGUCUACCAGCUUGACCAUCUCAGCCUUGGUUUCUUGGUAGCUGGUCAGACUAAGCUGGAUUCGGUUGCAAUAAGUAAGUAAACUUUACUAUUUUUUACAAUGUCACAUAUAUGUACUUAUAUAUGUACAUUUUGCAGUAUUUUAGUUGAGCAACUUAUAAUUAAAUCAGUUAAAUAAAAUUUACAGUUAACAAUUUACGACUUAACACAGGUGCUGUUUUGACUAACAAACAAAAUUCUGAGAUGUAGUCAUAUAGUCUGAUCCAAUUCACUUUCUCUCAGAUAUUUUCCUCUUGCCAUCUUGUUUCAAAAUCAAGGUCAGUUUGGCCUGGUCAGUAUUUUGAUAGUAAUGUUAGAUGUUUUACUCAGCAUAUUCAGAUCGACAUAUUUGCUCAACAUAUUCCUUUUCGCUCCUGACUUUUCAGACACUUUGUAUAAUUAACAACAUUCGCCUGAAAAUACAUACAUCAUAGUAAAAUAGUUUCUAUUUGACAUUAACCAAAAGGAUAAUAGGUUACAACAGACAAAGUAAAAGAAAAAUCAUUAUGCAGUUGUUGACUAGCUGUUGCUCCUAACAGUCUGAUCACAUCCAUAUAUUUUCAGAUAUUUUCCUCUUGUCGUCUUGUUCCAAAAUCAAGGUCAGCUUGGCCUGCUCACUAUUUUAAAACAUUGCAUAGUAAAAGAUUAUUGCUUGAUUAUAUCAUGCAGGACACUGCUCUGGUUGCACUUUGGUUUCUCCACUGAGUUGCAUUUUUCAUUAUGGGUUUUUUUUUUUUCUGUGAUUGGAAUUAGCAACCAAACCCCCCUGCUGAAGAAAAAGUAAAUAAUAGAUACCCCCAUCGAAUUUGUAAUGGUUUUAAUGGUUAUAAUUUCAACUGUAUUAGUUUUAAUGGAAACUGUAAUGGUCCCUGUGGGUCUCUACUGGUCAUUUGUUACCUUGUCAUGUUACCUUGUCUAGUAGAUACCAUUAAGGACCAAUCAUGGUAAUGGUCAGGGUUUUAAUGGUAGCUGAUUGUUUGUAAUGGUAUUUAUAGUGGAAACUAUUAGAAUUUCCAUGAUGGUUUCUAUUGCUUUUUUUUUUUCUUUCAGCAGGGCCAUAUGGGAAUUAAAGUUUAACAAUGAACAGGCAAGGAAAUUUACUAGGUCUUUUAUUAUUAUUAUUAUUAUUAUUAUUAUUAUUAUUAUUAUUAUUAUUAUUAUUAUUAUCUCAGAGUCACAACCACUGUGUCACUAAGUUUGCUACAUGAGUUUUUAAAUAUUUUAAUAUAUAGAAGAUGUCUUGUUCGUUUAAACUUUAUUAGUGUGUUGUAGACGUCAUUAUUGUUAAAUACAACACGGUGCAUUCUUAACUGUAGAUUUCCCAUU
This is a messenger RNA of Ictalurus punctatus (channel catfish), 5194 nucleotides long. RefSeq names its product luteinizing hormone/choriogonadotropin receptor (gene lhcgr). The coding region runs from base 363 to 2498 and encodes 711 amino acids. Gene Ontology annotation, biological process: luteinizing hormone signaling pathway; ovulation cycle process; ovarian follicle development. Gene Ontology annotation, molecular function: luteinizing hormone receptor activity. The record is from RefSeq and is a predicted model, not a curated record. The transcript is spliced from 11 exons. Gene Ontology annotation, cellular component: membrane. NCBI's taxonomy places the organism in Eukaryota, Metazoa, Chordata, Actinopteri, Siluriformes, Ictaluridae.